This is a messenger RNA of Saccostrea echinata, 2025 nucleotides long. Its product is annotated as sodium/mannose cotransporter SLC5A10-like. Bases 31 to 1980 code for a protein of 649 amino acids. Lineage: Eukaryota; Metazoa; Mollusca; Bivalvia; Ostreida; Ostreidae. The record is from RefSeq and is a predicted model, not a curated record. The transcript has 15 exons. Gene Ontology annotation, cellular component: plasma membrane. Gene Ontology annotation, biological process: transmembrane transport. Gene Ontology annotation, molecular function: D-glucose:sodium symporter activity.
CUGAUAAAAUAAGGUCACCGAUUUGUAAGAAUGGUUACCAGAGGCUUAGACCAUUGGUCAGACAUUCUGGUUGUGGUCAUUUAUUUUGUGGUUGUGCUUGCAGUGGGAUUAUGGGCUUUCUGGAGACAUACACGAGGCACCGUCAACAGCUACUUUUUAGCAGGACGACAAAUGACCUGGUUUCCUAUCGGAGCAUCGAUCUACUCCAGUAAUAUUGGGACUGAACAUUUCAUUGGACUGGCUGGUUCCGGGGCGGCUGCUGGAAUAGCCAUGAUAUCUUACGAAUGGACGGGUCUUCCACUGAUAGCCCUUGCUGCUUGGUUCUUUCUUCCGGUGUAUAUUUCAGCAAAGGUGUAUACUUUACCUGAAUACCUGGGAAAAAGAUUUGGGGGCCAGCGAAUCCGUAUCUACAUGAGUGUGCUUUCUCUUCUGCUCUAUAUCGUCACAAAACUGGCGGUCAGCAUCUUUUCGGGGGCGUUAUUUAUACAGCUGGCCCUGGGGUGGAAUAAUUACGCCUCCAUCGCCUCUCUUCUCGUCAUUACCGGACUGUACACAGUUUUAGGUGGUCUUACAGCUGUUAUUUACACGGAUGCCUUGCAAACUAUAAUUCUAACCGUGGGAUCCUUUAUUGUAGUUGGAAUAAGCUUUAACAAAAUUGGUGGAUAUGGUCAGUUUCAGAAGAAAUAUAUGGAAGCCUAUCCCUCGAUACGUAAUGAGAACACUACAUGCGGAAUGCCUCGGGAUGAUGCGUUUCACAUUUUUCGUGACCCUGUGAACUCUGAUAACCCUUGGCCUGGUUUGCUCCUUCAAUCGAGUAUUGGUUGUUUGUGGUAUUGGUGUUGUGAUCAGGUUAUCGUACAGCGUUCUCUGGCAGCCAGGAAUCUCUCCCAUGCCAAGGGUGGGGCCCUGCUGGCAGGAUACCUGAAGAUGCUUCCUCUUGUUAUGAUGAUCUUCCCCGGGAUGAUAAGUAGAGCCCUCUACCCAGACGAAGUGGGAUGUGCGGAUCCAGAGGAGUGUACAAAGUACUGUGAUAACCCUGUUGGCUGUUCCAAUAUAGCUUACCCAAAACUUGUCCUUGAGCUUUUGCCAUAUGGUGUCCGUGGAUUAUUAAUGGCGGUAAUGCUCUCUGCUAAUAUGAGCUCACUGACGUCCAUCUUUAAUAGCUCAAGCACCAUCUUUACAAUGGACCUUUGGAGGCGCAUGCGCCCAACAGCAAGACAAAGGGAACUUUUGAUUGUGGGGAGAAUCUUCAUCGUUGCUCUGUGUGUAGUGAGCAUUCUAUGGAUACCAUUAGUGAGGUCUUCACAAGGAGGACAACUCUUUGCUUAUAUCAAUGCUGUACAAAGCUAUCUCGGAACACCCAUUGGAGCACUCUUUUUAUUGGCCGUUGCUUGGAAACGUAUGACUGAACAGGGGGCCUUCUGGGGGAUAGCUAUUGGUCACAUGUGUGGGAUAAUCAGACUAGGUCUGGAUAUGGCUUACCCGGCGCCUGGUUGUGGUGAAGAGGACACGCGACCUUCAGUUCUUGCCAAUCUUCAUUACACAUACUUUGGCGCUCUAAUGAUUCUUAUCACUUCUCUGGCCAUUGUCAUUAUUAGUCUCCUUACUGAGGCGCAGACGGAGGAACAAAUAAAAGACCUGACAUGGAAAACUCGGAUAACAACAGAGAGAAAUAAGGAAGACAGCGGUGACGAAAUGUUCACAGUAAACACGAUAAUGUCUGUAGAAAAACCAAACGCAUCAAAUGAAAGUCUCCCCGCCGCUUCCGAGUCCUCUGCAGACUCUCGUCCUCUCUGGAGGCGCUGGGUAACGGAAAUCUGUGGGCAAUCAUCCAAGAAAGACCCCCAUGAAGACCUGGUAUUUGAUGACAAGCAAACAAAUGCAUUCCUUUUUGAAGAUCCAAAAUGGCGGUCUACUCAUAAUAUUACAUUUGUCAUAGGAAUGGUGGUCACAGGCUUCCUGUACGGCAUUUUCAAUUGAACUUUAACCUCUAGAGUAUAUUGCAGAUAAAUAUACAAGAAUUUA